GUACUUGACUACAUUUCAGAAGGAAAUAAUGUACAUUUUAUUCAACUACAUGUAUUAGACAGCUCUAGGCCGCGUUAUUUUUCUGAUUAAGGUUUUAAAAUCUAUAAUGAGCAUAUAAUGCAGUGUCAUGAACUUUGCAGUAAAUUAUAUCAACUCACCUCAACCAGAUAUAACAUUAAAAUGCUGCUAAUGAAUCAAUACUUUAGCUGCAUUUUACUUUCUGUGCUUUCACUUUUGAAUGUAGAAUUUUUUGACACGCAGUAUUUUCACACUGAAUACUUCUUCCACAUCACAUGUACCUAUAACCAUCGAUAUGGAUAAGGAUAAUCAAUGAUUAUCAUGAUGACAGAGACUGAUUCAUAAUCAAUAGAUCAUUAACAGAAAUAAUGGCUCCAAAGUAAUUAUAAAGAAUGAUAAAGUUUAUUCAUAAAUUAUGUGUAUUAAGUGUAUGCAUAGCUUUUGUGUGUGAGCAUCGUUUAUACAUCUGGCCCUUGGCGUUCUAGUCUUCCCUCUUUUGAACUUUGUUGUUAGCACCAGAACUUGUAAGAGACCAAGCAAUUCAGGCACAAGAUACAGAGUGCAAAUUGUGUUCAUUGGAUUAACCCUUGACUCCUGCCAAAUGCUUGCCUCCCCAACUCCAGGGAGAGUGGAGGCCAUACUCCAGCUUCUCCGCCAUUUUCGGAAGAACAGGUGGUUGAACACCAGGGCACUUUAUGCCAACAGGUGGAGGACUUUUUCAGAGUGGUGUAGAGCUCACAAAGAGGUUCCUAGAGUUUGUUUGUGGCGAUAAUAAUGCGGUUUUUGCAGGCUUUGCUGGAAAAGAAGCUCUCUGCUUCCACCCUGAAGGUCUAUGUGGCUGCGAUAUUGGCCAGUCACAUUAGAGUGGAACCAGACUGUGGGGUCUCACACUCUGGUAACCCAGUUUCUUAAAGGAGCCCAGUGGUGACACCUAAAAACCUAAAUGCAGAUGCUGCCAUAAAGGGCACGAGGGGUCACUGGAUGUUUUGAUGAGUGUGAAGUUGAUGUGGAUCUGCCCUUCACAGGCACCUGAUCUCAAUCCAACCAAACACCUAUGUGAGAUUUUAGAGCUUUGUAUUAGACAGCGGUCUCCACCACCAUCAUCAAAACACCAAAUGACAGAAAUUAUUUUGGAGGAAUGGUGUUUAAUCCCUCCAGUCUCAGAGGUAUAGAGAAUAUCAGUCAAGAGGCUCAUAGUGGCUCCUUAUUAAGACACUUUUCUAUUUUCUUUCUGUUUCAUUAUACCUAUUGUAAUUUUGUGGUAGUCAGCCACCUUAUCCUCCCCAGCCAUGUGUUUUCUGUUGUGCUCUCCUUCCCUGCUGUGUCUUGUGUGUCCCAGACUCGUCGUUGGAUGUGUGUGUGUAUAUGUGUGUAUGUCUUCUGGUCUGGCUACGUGGUUUUCCCGCUUGCUGCUGAUUACCAGCACACCUGUCUCCAAUCUACCAUCAGUCUCCACUGCUCAAAUAACCGGGUUCUCCCACAACGCUGAUGCCAGAUCGUCUCCGUACCAUUACACGACCACUACGGCAAGGCUCCUGAUGGUGAUCACAAUUCCUGCCUUUGUCUGGAUUUCUGUCAGCCUGCCUGCCUCCAGCCACUCCACGUUUCCUGACUACAACAACUCCACCACGGAGCCACACCCUUUGGCUGCAACCUGCUCCAUGAUCUUGGUUCCGCUGACGGUCAGUCUCCACAUCCCACCACCAAAUCCACCACACGGCCAGCCCAGGUCUACACGGUACCACCUGCUCCUCGUCUCACGGACCAGUCUGCCUGUCCAGAUCCACGCGGCAUCUAAACCGAGUCAGACAGGUGACCGCUGCUUCAGUCUUCAUGCUGGAACCAUCGCUACUUCCCUGGAGUUACCAGUGGUUCAAAAUCAAGAUUCUGUUGUCUGAGCCCCUCAAGCUUCCUGCCAAGGAGUCUCAGGCAGACAAAAGGGAACUGGGACGCGACAGAGUGACCAGCUGGGUUUGUUGUCUUGUCGUCCUGUCAGCCCUGAGGUCACUGCGGGGGUUGAGACGGCACCAGGUGAAGCCCAGUCAGCUGACUAUCUGUGUCACACCUUCUUCAUUCACUGUCUAAGUCCAGCUUAAGCAGAGUUUCCUGGCGGCGGAGAAACACACGGCUUAGUCAACAUACUGCACACCAUAAGCCUUUAAACUGAUGGGAGCAGACCAAGCUGUGUUUAUCUGGGAAGCUGCCAGAGUACUUUUUAGGAAAAACAGAGAGACAUUUCAAUCCCAAGAAGCUAAUAAACAGUAGAGUCUAACUGAUACUGGAUGUUUGAGGCCAGUACAUUAUUUAUAUUUGUGAGUUAAAACAUCUAAUAACAGUAUAUCAUCCAAUAUUUACCUGGUAUAAUUAAACGAUUAAGAAUUCCUUGAAUUUUGUUAUUAAAGAGGGGUGACCAAUUGACAUAUUACAUUUAAAAAAUAAACUUAUCAAAACACAACACUAAGCAAAUUUAACAGUACAUUUUUAAAAGUAGACUUCACUGGAAAUUAAAAUAGUAUCACAACAAAAA
Siniperca chuatsi (mandarin fish) is the source of this 2545-nucleotide messenger RNA. RefSeq lists its product as uncharacterized. The record is from RefSeq and is a predicted model, not a curated record. The transcript has 4 exons. NCBI's taxonomy places the organism in Eukaryota, Metazoa, Chordata, Actinopteri, Centrarchiformes, Sinipercidae. Bases 1308 to 1916 code for a protein of 202 amino acids.